GUAACCGUUGGCGGCUCUACAUAUAAUAGGACCUUGCUAUUGAUCGGAGCCCACCAAAUCAAUUAUCCUUAUACAGAAAGUUUUACCCUCUGCGUGUGGGUUGUGAGCAUAAACACUUUUGAAAGAGAACUCGUCCGAUUCGGACUUGCAGUCGAAGUGCUGCAAAAGUGUGAAUUGAAGUAAGAUUACGUUAAGGCUGGUCGGCUGGUCGCCGUCGUCCUCGUGUCGACCGGCUGUGCGCUUGAGAACAUCUUGAUAAGCCACGAUACGCAAUGCCUUCCAAAGCCGAAGAUAUUUUGUCGGGGUUCAGAGUGAACUGGAUGAGUCUUCGGGAAGUGGAUACUGGCAAACUGCUCUGGCAAAACACAGAUGAUUUGUCUCAGCCCGAUGUUGAGCAUGAAGCACGAGUACCAAAAAGUAUUUUGAAUUGCAGAGCAGUUUCACGGGAAAUAAACUUCUCUUCUAUUGAACCUUUGGAGAACUUUCGACUGGAACAGAAAGUGCUAUUUAAGGGGAGAGCGUUGGAAGAGUGGACAUUUGAUUUUGGAUUUGUCAUCCCUAACUCCACAAACACAUGGCAAUCAAUUAUUGAGGCUGCACCAGAAUCACAAAUGAUGCCUGCACAAAUUUUGAAUGGGAAUGUCACCAUCGAAACCAAAUUCUACGAUGAUACGCUUCUAGUCUCCACGUCGAAAGUGAGGCUCUUCUAUGUCUGAAUCGAUCUCUUCCCCUCCAUUUUCUUCUUUUCUCUGUCGUUUCCUCGUUUGACAUUCUCCCGUUAAGUCGUUAUGGCAAUUGGGAUAAGCGAAUACCGGCAUUAUGAUGCGCUUUUUACACAGUCUGCACAUUGUGUACCAUCUCCUUACGCAGCGAUUUCGGUUCUCCACGAACGUCAAUGCAAUUCCGCUCACACACACAUGCUACACACGCUAUUUGUUUGCGAUCACCUGCCAUACUUCUCGGUCAAUAUCUCAUUUGCUGCCGCUGUUAUUCCUGCGCUCCAAAUUUUACCCGUUGACUGUCAGUACAUAAUAAAACUCAACUCAAUCGGUGUAUAAACUGA
Messenger RNA from Daphnia magna, 1063 nucleotides. It is a transcript of the gene PrBP, whose product is annotated as retinal rod rhodopsin-sensitive cGMP 3',5'-cyclic phosphodiesterase subunit delta. The record is from RefSeq and is a predicted model, not a curated record. NCBI's taxonomy places the organism in Eukaryota, Metazoa, Arthropoda, Branchiopoda, Diplostraca, Daphniidae. Gene Ontology annotation, cellular component: cytoplasm. The coding region runs from base 273 to 716 and encodes 147 amino acids. The transcript has 5 exons. Gene Ontology annotation, biological process: sensory perception of light stimulus.